AACCGGAAGAGCGCUGUUAGCAUUCGGCUAAAAACACAGGCAGCUCCACUGGAAGAUUUAUCAAAAAUCAUCACAAUCGGACUCUCUGAUCGAUUACAGGUGAAUGAUCGACGAUCAGCACGGGACUACAGAUUCGCGUCGAUUGGAGAACGCGCGAUGGAUGACAGUAAAAUGGUUGCUGGAAAAGUAAAGAAACCAGGCAAACGUGGCCGCAAACCUGCCAAAAUCGACCUGAAGGCCAAGCUGGAGAGAAGUCGCCAGAGCGCCAGAGAGUGUCGUGCCAGAAAGAAGCUGCGCUACCAGUAUCUGGAGGAGCUGGUGUCCAGUAAGGAGAGAGCCAUUUGUGCGCUGCGUGAGGAGCUGGACAUGUAUAAGCAGUGGUGUCUGGCCAUGGACCAGGGUAAGAUCCCAUCUGAAAUCAAAGCCCUCCUGACCGGAGACGAGCAGAAAGCGCCACAGAGCUCCAGCAACAAGAUCCCCAAGAACGGCAAGUACGGCUCCAGCGGAAACAGCCAGAACAAGACGUCUUAGACAGAUCUGUGGAUGUUCGGUGGUCUGGAGCGAGUGCGUUUGGAAGCGUGAAUGUGAACAGUGUUGAUUCACAGUGUUUAUCUGUCGUUUUGUAGUAAUGGGACGUUUAAAAUAAGCUUUUCCGUUUUUUAAUUCACAAUAAUAUGACAAUUCAGAUAUUGGAGAGUUAUUCCUGUUGAUUCCUCAUCUGUAUGAGGAAGUGAUUCACGUCCAGGUUUUGUGUUGAUGUGUGAAUGUUCUGUGUGAUUCGUAAACAUUUCCUCCUCCUUUAUAUAUUUAUUUUGGAACCGUUCUGGUACCAAAUAAUUUGUGAUGAAGGAUUCAGCAUUCGUGAGUCCGAUCUACCACUGGAUAAAAAAUUAAAAAGCUAAUUGCAUCUUAUUUAUCUCACAGUUUUUUCACAAUUCCAAGUUUAAAUGUUGCAUUCACACUUUUUUCUUGUAAUUCUGAGGGAAAAAAGUCAGAAUUGUGAAAUAUAAAUAAAGAAUGACAAAAUCUUAAUUUGAAAUCACAAGUUAGUUCAUAAUCAAGUUACUUGCAAUUCUGAGAAAAAAAGACAAAAUUGUAAGAUAUUAACUAUACAGAAAGUCCAAAUUAUGAAAUAAACAGUUGCAAAAUGUAAUGUUUAUAUCUGGCAAUUCCUAGUUUUUCUUAGAAUUGUGAGAAAAAGUUGCAGUUACUUUUUUUAUUCCUUUAAUCCGUGGUCAAAAUAAGCUUCCAUAGCAAACAGACAGGAGAGUUUGACAGAAUGUGGUGAUUCGUCACUCUGGUGUGUGUUGUAAUCAGUUUAAUGCAUUAAACCUUUAGAUAGAGACAUUAUAAGACAGACUUUUGCCAAAAUCUCUUGCUCGGCUCUUUGCACUUUACAACAUUUUAAAAGAUUUCAACGCAUAGCACUUCCCUUUUCCUAUGUACAAAUAGAGUUUGUCUGUGUUUGUUGUUGAUCAUGUAUUUAUUUCACUAACUGAACCUUAAAGCACUUUCCUUCAAAGGUCUAAUUUUUGUACUGAAAGUUUCAUCUUUCUGCUUUAUUUGGCAGGUUUGCCAAAAACAAAACAAAAAAGUUUAAUAUUUCAUCACCGAUGAGUUAUGAUCUGAAUGAAUGUAAUGAAUGUGAAACUAUUUCAUCAGUGUUGAUCGGCCCAAACACACAGAUGCAGAAGUGUUUUGUGAGACGUUCAAGUUUUAAUGAACGUAAAACACUUUGAUUGGCCUACAGCACUUUUCCUUGUGGCUCCCGAGUCUCUAUUCUGGCUGGCAUGAUCUAUAACAUUUAAGCUCAAAUGUAUAUUUUUAUAUGCCAUGUAUAAAAUGUAGAUUGUAAUUUGUUGCAGGAUGAACCUUAUUAAUGACAAACGUCUUAUUAAACAAUGUAGCUUUGCUUUGUGAUCAUGAAUAUAAACAGUGGAUCUGAA
Messenger RNA from Labeo rohita (rohu), 1946 nucleotides. RefSeq names its product cAMP responsive element binding protein-like 2 (gene crebl2). The transcript is spliced from 3 exons. Gene Ontology annotation, cellular component: nucleus. Gene Ontology annotation, molecular function: DNA-binding transcription factor activity. The record is from RefSeq and is a predicted model, not a curated record. NCBI's taxonomy places the organism in Eukaryota, Metazoa, Chordata, Actinopteri, Cypriniformes, Cyprinidae. Gene Ontology annotation, biological process: regulation of DNA-templated transcription. Bases 157 to 531 code for a protein of 124 amino acids.